This is a messenger RNA of Cottoperca gobio, 1241 nucleotides long. RefSeq names its product succinate--CoA ligase [GDP-forming] subunit beta, mitochondrial-like. The transcript has 10 exons. Gene Ontology annotation, molecular function: metal ion binding; succinate-CoA ligase (GDP-forming) activity; ATP binding. Gene Ontology annotation, biological process: succinyl-CoA metabolic process; tricarboxylic acid cycle. The record is from RefSeq and is a predicted model, not a curated record. Bases 61 to 1200 code for a protein of 379 amino acids. NCBI's taxonomy places the organism in Eukaryota, Metazoa, Chordata, Actinopteri, Perciformes, Bovichtidae. Gene Ontology annotation, cellular component: succinate-CoA ligase complex; mitochondrion.
GUGCUUUACCGCGCACAUGCACCCGACGUCAUCUCUCUUUCUUUUGUCUUCCGUGUCAACAUGGCGGCAUCCAUGGCAUCCCAGGCUGCUGCAAGAGGACUGAGGACAGCAACCUCAAAGCACAUACUUCUGGACAAACCCAAGUACACCUGGUUGAGUCCCAGGAGAUGGCUGAAUCUGCAGGAGUACCAGAGCAAGAAACUGAUGCAAGAGAGUGGCGUGGCUGUCCAGCGCUUCUAUGUAGCCGACACAGCUUCUGAGGCCCUGGAGGCCGCGAAGAGACUCAAUGCCAAGGAGAUCGUGUUGAAAGCUCAGAUUCUGGCCGGUGGCAGAGGCAAGGGUGUGUUUGACAGUGGCCUUAAAGGUGGAGUGCACUUAACGAAGGACCCUGCUGUGGUUGGUGAGCUGGCUAAUAAGAUGCUGGGUUUCAACCUGACUACCAAGCAGACACCGAAAGAUGGAGUGAAAGUGAAAACGGUGAUGGUUGCUGAGGCCCUGGACAUUACCAGGGAGACCUACUUUGCCAUCCUGAUGGACCGAGCCUGUAAUGGUCCUGUCAUGGUAGGCAGCCCUCAGGGAGGUAUGGACAUCGAGGAGGUAGCAGCCAGCUCCCCAGAACUCAUCUUUAAGGAAGUCAUAGAUAUAUUCAAAGGCGUGCAAGACGACCAGGCACUUCGCAUGGCAGCUAAUUUGGGUUUCAAAGGACCUCUGCAGAGACAGGCAGCAGAUCAGAUUAAGAGGCUCUAUGAUCUGUUCCUGAAAGUCGACGCCACUCAAGUUGAAGUCAAUCCUCUCGGAGAAACUCCCCAAGGACAAGUGGUUUGCUUUGAUGCUAAGAUCAGCUUCGACGACAAUGCUGAGUUCCGUCAGAAAGACGUGUUUGCCAUGGACGACAUGACUGAGAGCGACCCCACGGAGAUGGAGGCAGCCAAGUGGGACCUCAAAUAUAUCGGACUGGAUGGAAACAUUGCCUGCUUUGUGAAUGGAGCCGGUUUGGCCAUGGCCACAUGUGACAUCAUUGACCUGCAUGGAGGAAAGCCAGCUAACUUCCUCGACCUGGGGGGAGGAGUCAAAGAGAGGCAGGUGUACGAGGCCUUUAAGCUGCUGACUGCUGACCCUAAGUUCACCAUCUCUCCAUCUGUCCCGGUUCCAAGACAUGAGGGGAGUACCACCAUCACCGACAGCCAUGUCCAGUGCUGAGAAGAGACAUUGCGGCAAGUGUGACUGUUAGACCUCCCUCA